Anopheles aquasalis is the source of this 1831-nucleotide messenger RNA. It is a transcript of the gene Mdh1, whose product is annotated as malate dehydrogenase 1. The record is from RefSeq and is a predicted model, not a curated record. Gene Ontology annotation, biological process: malate metabolic process. Lineage: Eukaryota; Metazoa; Arthropoda; Insecta; Diptera; Culicidae. Gene Ontology annotation, molecular function: L-malate dehydrogenase (NAD+) activity.
AGUUUCUCGGAACCGCUGCUCGGCGCUUGUCCACACCACCGCACCUCCGUCAUCAACCGUUGCAUUUAAUACAAGCUGCCUCCUCCGGCCCCUUCACACCACACAAAGGGAAACCGGCGAUUUGUUCGCGAUUUCUUCGCAGCCGUUUUAUCCGUUUCGUUUUCGGUUCCGUUAUCCUUCCGCGAGAGUGUGUUGGCCCGUGUGUCCUCUCCCUCAGCCCAGCUAGACAACAAAAAUGUCUUCGGAACCGAUUCGUGUCGUGGUGACCGGUGCGGCCGGCCAGAUUGCCUACUCGCUGCUGUACAUGGUGGCGAAGGGUGAUGUGUUCGGACCGGAGCAACCACUGAUCCUGCAUUUACUGGACAUUCCGCCGAUGAUGGGCGUGCUGGAGGGUGUGGUGAUGGAACUGGCCGACUGUGCCCUGCCGCUGCUCGUUAGCGUCGUACCGACCGCCGAUCCGGCCGUCGCCUUCAAGGACGUCGAUGCCGCCUUCCUCGUCGGUGCAAUGCCCCGUAAGCAAGGCAUGGAGCGCAAGGAUCUGCUGUCGGCCAAUGUGAAGAUCUUCAAGGUGCAGGGUGAAGCGCUGGAUAAGCACGCCAAGAAGGAUGUGAAAGUGCUGGUCGUAGGUAAUCCGGCCAACACGAACGCCCUGGUGUGCUCGCACUAUGCACCGUCGAUCCCGAAGCAGAACUUUACCGCGAUGACACGGCUGGAUCAGAACCGGGCCCAGGCACAGAUUGCGGCACGGCUCGGUGUCGGCAUCACGAAGGUUAAGAACAUCAUCAUCUGGGGUAACCAUUCGGCGACGCAGGUACCGGAUGCGCGGAACGCUUCGGUCGAGGUGAAUGGUGUCACGAAGAGUGUUCCGGAAGCGGUGGCCAACGAUGAGUUCCUGAAGCAGGAGUUCCUCGAGACGGUGCAGAAGCGCGGCGCGGCCGUGAUCGCGGCACGCAAAAUGUCGUCCGCCAUGUCGGCGGCCAAGGCGGCCAGCGAUCACAUGCGCGACUGGUUCGCGGGUACGCGCGACGGCGAGUACGUCUCGAUGGGGGUCAUCUCGGACGGGAGCUACGGGGCACCGAAGGAUAUCGUCUUCUCCUUCCCGGUGCAGAUCAAAAACCGCCAGUGGACGAUCGUGCCGGGCCUGCAGGUGGACGAGUUCGCGCGCGGCAAGCUCGACAUCACCGCCAAGGAGCUGCUGGAGGAGAAGGAGGAAGCGAUGGCCGUCUGUGCCGCCGAUUGACUAGUUAAGCUGUAAAACGGAAUUUUUGUAGGAAAACACACCCAGAAAACCAAUAACCGGCCCGGCCUGUAAUUGAGCAUUAACAAAACAAAAAAAAAACGCCCAGCAAAUAGCAAAACAUCACACACCCCACAUCGUACCUAGUAGAGAUGAUCAGUGCUUUUUAGCAGCCCGGGGCAGCGCUUUCGGUUUUUCGGGUCACACGUUGCUGCUGCUGGUGCCUGCGUAGGUUUCCCCAUAAUGAUUUUGUUUUACAGUUACCCGACGAGUUACUUUUCUUUCCCUUUUUCCAACUUUCGCUUUCGAAAGCGAGGAUCGUUGCUUAACACCACCCGCCCCGUUCGCGAUCUUGUAACUAACCGUAAUUUUGAGAGGAAACAUAAUACACACGAGCUAAUAUUGUUGAUAUGCUAGAGGCGGUGAAAAGAAACAGGGGGUAGUUUUUAGGAGCUGCGGUCAAUCAAUUACCUAGACCAAAUUUGUUAACUGUAGCCCCGGGAGGGUUUAAGAGGAACAUUAUAGAGAAAAAAUAAAAAUACACGAGAAAACCUGUGCCUCCUAAGCAUAUGAACUGUAGUGCAGGUAAAGCAA